CCGCCGCCGCGAGCUACCAGCAGAAAGCAGCUCGAACGAAAGCGAGCUGCUUGGCCUGCCUGGCCGGCGUGGCGCGGCGGUGCUCGUCAGUCGUUUGCGUCUCCACCAUUGCUUGGGAUGAACUUGGCGAUAAGGAAGGUAUAGCAGCACUGCGCAAAAGGCGAGAUUCGCUGCCUCCCCGGCCAUGCCAUGCCGCACCCAUCUCGGUGUCCGCCCCCGGUGGGCUUGGAAUCUCCCAUCCCUUUCGCUCUACACAAGCCCCACUUCCUCCUCCCCCGCGCCAGCCCCCGCGCACACCAUCUGUUCGACGUAUUGCCGACAUGGGGCUCCCUCGCGCCGGCGCCCUGAUCUUUGGCCUUCUGUGCGUGCUCCAACUGUCGCAUUCGUCAUCGGACAAUGACUUCACCAAGGUCAGGGCGGUGAACCUGGGAGGUUGGCUGGUGGUGGAGGGGUGGAUCAAGCCUUCCUUGUUUGAUGGCAUCCCAAACGGUGACAUGCUGGAUGGCGUGCAGGUGCAGCUCAAGUCUGUUGCUCUCCAGAAAUACGUGAGUGCAGUUGGUGGUGGCGGCGGAAAUGUGGCCGUAGACCAGGAUGCUGCUUCGACAUGGGAGACUUUCAAGCUGUGGAGAGUUUCUGAUAGUGAAUUUCAGUUCCGGUGCUUCAAUGGUCAGUUCUUGACAGCAAGUAAUCAAGAUGUGAUCUCAGCAACUACAGAUUCACCAGGAGAGUCCGAAACAUUUUAUAUUGAACGGAAUAAUACAAUGCUUCAUAUUAAGCUUUCAAGUGGGAGCUAUCUGCAGGUCACAAACAACAGUCAGCUUACUUCAAAUUAUCGUUCCCAACCUGGAUGGGGUGAUGAUAUGGCAACAUUCCAGAUGACAAUAGCUGCCAACAAUUUGCAUGGAGAUUACCAGCUUGCUAAUGGGUAUGGACCUGUGCAGGCAAAAUCGGUCUUGACUGAACACCGAAAGAGCUUUGUUACUGGAAAUGAUUUCUUUCUCCUCUCGCAAAACGGUAUAAAUGCAGUCAGGAUUCCAGUUGGAUGGUGGAUUGCAUAUGAUCCUGAUCCACCCGCUCCAUUUAUCGGUGGCUCCCUUGAGAACCUUGAUAGAGCAUUCUACUGGGCACAGGUUUAUGGCUUGAAGUGCAUCAUCGAUCUUCAUGCGGCUCCUGGAUCUCAAAACGGAAUGGAGCACAGUGCUAGCAGGGAUGGUUCAGUAGGUUGGCCUUCAGAGGUUAACAUACAGAAAACUCUUGAUGUCAUUAAGUUUUUAGCUCGAAGGUAUGCAGACGAUCCCUCGCUUCUAGGUAUUGAGCUUCUGAAUGAGCCUUCUGCAGGAACAGUCCCACUAAACACUCUGGUGUCAUAUUACAAACAAGGCUACAAAAUCGUACGAAGUUACUCGGAGACAGCUUAUGUUAUAUUCUGCCAGAGGAUAGGGAAUGCAGACCCAAUGGAGCUUUAUCAGGCUGACCUUGGUCCAACUAACACUGUUGUUGACUUGCACUACUACAAUCUGUUUGAUCCCUAUUAUGAGAAGCUUAACGCAACAGAGAACAUACGGUUCGUUUAUGAAAAGAGACUGCCUCAAGUGCGGGCCUUGAACGGCGCAAAUGGACCUCUUGUUUUUGUCGGAGAGUGGGUGAAUGAAUGGAAUGUGGCAAACGCUUCACAAAAUCAAUACCGAUCUUAUGGAAAAGCUCAAUUGGAGGUCUUCGGAGAAGCCUCCUUUGGCUGGUCUUAUUGGACAGUAAAGUGCAACAGUGUGCACUGGGAUUAUGAAUGGAACGUAAGGAAUCGGUAUCUUAUUAUUGGGGGGUCGCCAUUGGAAAGAGCAAAUUACAUUAUUCUUGUGGCAGGAUGUCUUGUGCAUCUUUUGUUAUUGACGUUGAUACGAUAAAUACACGGCCAAAAAAUAGUACACAUGUGAAAGGAAGAUUUAUUGUAGUGUCAAAUACGACUCCACAUGUCAAAGACCCAAUCCAAGGGGUCAUUAAACCAUGUCAAUCGAGUGAUAUAUAUUGCUCUAAUGAGAAACAGCAUGUUUAGUGC
Hordeum vulgare subsp. vulgare (domesticated barley) is the source of this 2053-nucleotide messenger RNA. Its product is annotated as probable glucan 1,3-beta-glucosidase A. Gene Ontology annotation, biological process: establishment or maintenance of cell polarity; actin filament bundle assembly; carbohydrate metabolic process. The record is from RefSeq and is a predicted model, not a curated record. Gene Ontology annotation, molecular function: actin filament binding; hydrolase activity, hydrolyzing O-glycosyl compounds. Gene Ontology annotation, cellular component: cytoplasm; actin cytoskeleton. The coding region runs from base 321 to 1901 and encodes 526 amino acids. The transcript is spliced from 10 exons. NCBI's taxonomy places the organism in Eukaryota, Viridiplantae, Streptophyta, Magnoliopsida, Poales, Poaceae.